UAUGUGUUAAAGUGCUCUGCUAGCCAAGAGAGGAAAUCACCUAUUCCCAGUAAUUGUUCCUUCACAAUGUUUCUUACGGAAAAGAUCUCCGUUGCUUUUCUCUGCUUCAGUUUCUCCAAUUUUACCGAUGCCGAUGCCGUUGUCUUCUGAAUCGUACUUCUGGGAUUCAUCAGCCCUCGAGUUCAGGGAAAGAUGUUUGUACACUCCUUGCGCUUUGGAUGUUUCGGCAAGUGAUUGUCGUACUUGAAUUUGUUGAUCACACACCUGAACGAAGCUGCCAUGAGUUUGAACACCGUGUUGCCGCUGUUAAAAGGCCUGUGGGCGUCGUGGGGAAUUCAGUUAUUGGUUGCUGCAAGCGUUGCCUGCGGGAUCGUUCUUGCAUUAUUAGGCAGCCGCCGGAAAUAUAUGACCUGGAUUUUAGCUAGAUUCCUCAUCUGGGCCACAUAUUUACUCCUUUCUUACUUUGCAACAUUGGCGCUGGGCAAGCUUACUGUGGUCCGCAUCGAUGAUCCUGAAAAUCCGGGUCACGAUGUGGUGUUGGAAGGGCUAUUGGCCCCAUUGCUUCUGAUACAACUCGGGUACCCAGAUGGCAUAACGGCCUAUGAGGUGGAAGAUAACCGGCUGGGAUUGAGACAGAUGCUCAACAUCAUGGUUACGGUUGGCUUCGUGUUUUGGAUUCUCAUUCGCUGUUGGGACAGCACGUCCCUGGUUUCAAGGCUGUACUUCCCCUUGUUCGUGGUUGGAAUCGGGAAGUCGGUGGGGUGGGUCUGGGUUCUCCACUCUGUGUAUGAUGGGAACUCGAGCGUGACUGCUGAGGACAUCAUUGAAGAAGCACAAAUUCAGAGAGUGUUCAAUGAGAUCCCCAAGGACAACAAGUUCGAUUCUGCAAAGGACAUCUUGAAGGCAUACUUUCGGUUCGACUGUCUGAAGCCCCACCUCGUGAACUGGCUGUACCACCCUCUGUUCAUAUCCCGCGCUUGGAUGUCCAUCGAUGAUUACCCCACCAACCAUGCUUUCACCAUAACCGAGAUCGAGCUGAACUUGAUGUUCGAUGUGCUCUACACUAAAGCGCCUCUUCUGUACACCAAAGUCGGCCUCAUAGGCCACUUCUUCGGCUUGUUCUGCUUGGUGUCUGCCUUGUGUGGAUUCACCAUCAUCUUCAAGAAUGUCUUCUUGAUCGACAUGUAUGUCACCUAUACCUACGCAUUACUGAUGGCAGUCACAUCUCUCGAGCUUUAUCAAGUCAUGGUGCUGCCUUUUUCGGAUUGGGCAGUGGUGAAGAUGAGUAUGAACCUUAAGGUGCCGCUUUUCCGAAGGUUCCUCCCAUAUCUAGCCGAUUGGUGCAUGAAGAAGAAAAGGUGGUCAAGGUCGAUAGGGCAGCUUAAUUUGUUAGACCGCCACCUCUUAUACAAAGACUGGUGGAAGCCCAUCGGCGUGGUUCUUGAUUUGUUUGGCAAAAGGGAGAUCUUCUGGAGGUAUUGGUUACACUCCCGCCAGACCAUCCCCUCGUGUCUCAAGGCACUGGUAGUUCAAAAGAUGACCGAGCUAGAGAAGAAACGACACCUCCUGCCCUUCACGGAAAGAGGUAAGUGGACGCUCGAGACUCACGGCAUCCAAGAGAAUCGGACACUGAGCAAUAGCAUCAUGAUGGAAUUCGAUAAGAGCAUCAUUAUCUGGCACGUCGCGACGGAAAUCCUGCACCUAUUGGAAAGCGAAAAGUCCGAGGAUGCUCGUGCAGAAAGCAAACUUCUAUCGGAUUACAUGAUAUACCUCCUCGCUCUGCAUCCUUACAUGUUGUCCCUCACCACCGCCGACAUCACACUGGAGCACGCUUUUUGCACACUGAGGCCUUGGUUGAGGAACAGAAAUCAUAGCGAAGCAAUUAGCCAACUAUUGUCGGCGGAUGGAAAUUUCAGAGACCCCAUGGACUAUGAUAAGGUGACAAUUAUCACUCGGAACUGGCACGUGCUGUUGGAAGUGCAGAAGCUCGUCGUCGCCCUGAGGACGAUGGAUAACAAAUGGGAACUCAUCAGCAGCAUCUGGGCGGAGAUGCUGUGUUAUGCAGCAUCCAACUGUCCAGUGUAUCACCAUGCCAAUCUACUGAGAAGAGGAGGUGAGCUCGUCACUCAUGUGUGGCUCCUCUUGGCUCACAAGACGGACAAGUACCGUUCGAGCAUCCCAGAGCUUCCUAAAGAUACUGCCAACACCUCGGCCUCGGCCGCACCUCCCCCCUCGGGACAAGGUUGUUCUAGUUGCAUCCGGAGGUUUUUUUUGGGGAAGAGAGAUGCUACUAAUAAUAUAUACGACAGCCGCAAAUGACACGCUGUUGUUACUCGCGAUUGGGCUAUUUUAUUUGCAUUGGUAAUUCUAUAUUGGUAUGUACAAAUAUUAAAUUGCAGUUGGCUUUGUCAUAUGAUAUAAAAAUAAA
This is a messenger RNA of Syzygium oleosum, 2428 nucleotides long. RefSeq lists its product as uncharacterized. NCBI's taxonomy places the organism in Eukaryota, Viridiplantae, Streptophyta, Magnoliopsida, Myrtales, Myrtaceae. The record is from RefSeq and is a predicted model, not a curated record. The transcript is spliced from 3 exons. Bases 280 to 2319 code for a protein of 679 amino acids.